This is a messenger RNA of Eimeria maxima, 306 nucleotides long. RefSeq lists its product as hypothetical. The transcript has 2 exons. Lineage: Eukaryota; Apicomplexa; Conoidasida; Eucoccidiorida; Eimeriidae. The coding region runs from base 1 to 306 and encodes 101 amino acids. The record is from RefSeq and is a predicted model, not a curated record.
AUGAUUGGUUAUCUCCUGUCCAUAAACAACAAUAACGCCAAGAACCUAAGAAACCAGACCUGCAGCAGCAGCAGCAGCAGCAGCAGUAGUAUUAGUAGUAGUAGUAGUAGUAGUAGUAGUAGUAGUAGUAGUAGCAGUACAGCAGCAGCAGCAGUAGCAGCAGUAGGUGCAGCAGCAGAAGGCGCAGCAGCAGAAGGUGCAGCAGCACCAGCAGAAGGUGCAGCAAAAGCAGCAAAAGUUUCCUCAGGAGAACCAGCAAGAGCAGGAGGAGCAGGAGGAGCAGCAGGAGGAGCAGCAGCACCAUAA